Messenger RNA from Daldinia childiae, 2658 nucleotides. RefSeq lists its product as uncharacterized. Gene Ontology annotation, molecular function: structural constituent of nuclear pore. The transcript is spliced from 2 exons. Gene Ontology annotation, cellular component: nuclear pore. Lineage: Eukaryota; Fungi; Ascomycota; Sordariomycetes; Xylariales; Hypoxylaceae. Gene Ontology annotation, biological process: protein import into nucleus; ribosomal small subunit export from nucleus; mRNA export from nucleus. The record is from RefSeq and is a predicted model, not a curated record. The coding region runs from base 1 to 2658 and encodes 885 amino acids.
AUGCCUAAGAUCAAGAGUUAUACCCCAGCCUGGUUGUCGGCUCCCUCGCCCGGCUAUGACCUCUUUGUACCCAAUGCCAACGAAACCCAUGAUAUUUCAGCAUAUAUUUCCAAAACCGUCUCCAAAGAAGGUCCGCGACGAACAAUUGCCCGUCGUGGCACCGAAGUAUUCAUUGCUGUUGGAAAAGAAAUUAGAUGGGCAGAUCUGCUUUACCUAAAAGAACGAUGGGAAGAGAAACAAGCCAAGGCUCGAGGUGGUGUCCGCAUCAAACAUGAGGAUGGGGAUAACUUCGAUGAUGAUGGACUUAGAGAAUCCAUAGAGAGUGGGUGUGCUGAAGGUUUCCGAACCAUUACAACCUCUGUUGGUAGCGACAUCCAACAGCUUAUCAUCUCGCCGUAUGCGAACUUCAUGGCAGUUGUUACUACCCAUACCAUUCGUAUCAUCCUCCUACCCGACUCGUCCCACCUUACGGCGCCUGGCCUUGAUGCCAUAAAACCAAAAUCAUGGACCUUGGGCCCAACAACACAUGUUAUGAACCGUUCACCAAUUGCCUCGGCUAUAUGGCAUCCAUUAGGUGUUAACGGCUCUGCGUUGGUGACAGUUACAAAAGAUGCCGCUGUGAGAGUCUGGGAACUUUCCCAGAGAGACCGAUGGUCUUUCGAUUCUCCCUCCCUUACUAUUGAUUUACAGAAACUUGCGGACGGCACUUCGCUAGACCAGAAUUUCGCCGCCUCGCCAGAUGUUACGAAUAAGGGAUUCUCUCCGGAUUCUUUCGAGAUGGACGUAGCAGCAGCAUGUUUCGCUGGUAGAGGCUCUGGUGGUUGGUCACCGAUGACUCUCUGGAUUGCGAUGCGAGAGGGAGAUGUAUAUGCCUUGUGCCCCCUACUACCGACACAGUGGGCUCCUCCGCCUACGCUAAUUCCGUCGCUCUCUAUCUCGAUUGUUGGGAAUCUUGCAGCGGUCGAGGACGAUCCGAACAUGUCCGGACAAGCGAAGUUACUCGCUCAGCAACAGCUGGACUGGAUGUCGGACCUUGACAACCAAGAACCUAGAAUUAUCGAAGGACCCCCUGGAGAACCGCCUACGGAGAUCUAUACUCGGCCUACGCGACCUGGCGUGGUUCCUCGCUUACAAGGGCCCUUCGACCUCGAGCUAAGCCCAGAGAGUGAGGACGACUUAGACACAGAGCUGACGGAUAUUUUUGUCAUUGGACAAAAACUUGACACUGAUGAGUUAAUGAUGGGAGAAGAAGAUGAGCUAGAUAUGGAAGACGUCGAAGGGGAAGGCCUGUCACUCUCCGUCAUAUGCUUACUCUCAUCCAGCGGUCAGCUACGAGUAUGCUUAGAUUUGGAUGGUGUCCAAGCUCAGUGGCUCCCCCCUCGAAAUAAAUCGAAGGCUAUGGGGCGCCUAGCCGGAUCUCCGUCUCUACUAACAUUUCAGAGCAUGGAUAUUUUGAACUCUUUGGAAGUUACUGAGAAUGCCUGGCCAACGUUUAGUCCGGACGUUACUUCAAGGUAUUCUUUCUACAUCACCCACCCUUCUAGCAUUACACAUGUCUCUCUAUCUCCAUGGGUUUUCCGCUUGGAAAGCGAACUGCAAGGCGAUUCGCAAGCCGGGUCCGAGUUUAGAAUCGAUCUACUUGUCAAUGGGCAGAGCUCUACUAGAGAGCGGCUCUAUACAAGUACAAUCCAGGGCGAUACGCAGUUUCCCCUAACAGCUUCAGUUGCUAUUCGCGAUCCCGACCUUGGCUACUUAUUAUUGUCCGCAACGCCAUUCGACCCAAUUGCCUUGGUAUUUGAUACGCCAGAGGAUGACCUCGCUCCCAUCCGAUCCGCCUCACCUUCCUUUGACAAGGAUGCAGAGGUACAACCCCUGGAAUUCUACGAGCCUCGCCCUGUUUUCCAGCCAUCACACUCCUUCGACAUGGGUUCGGCGCUACCAAAACUACUAAACCAACUUCGUACUAGUCGUCAGAAAACAAUAGUCAACCAGGAAGUUCGACUCUCUCCAGCAACCCUACAAAUUUUCACGGAAGCGCAUCAGAUACUUAGCGAUGAAACUUAUAAACUCGGCGUAGCAGCUGCCGAGGUAUUCAGACGAUGCAUUCAGUUGCAGACGGAACUUAAGCAGCAGGUUGUUAAGGCUAAUGAAGUUAAGGCUAGGGUUGAGGCUGUCACCGGGGAGGAUCAAGAUGAAGACGAACCAGAAUCGAGCAAUGAUGCAAUGGAAAGGCGGAUACAAACCGCGAGGGAGAAGGGUGAAUCCCUCAGCCAAAGAUUGGAAAAGAUGCGAAAGCUAGUCAAUAAGGCGACCAGUCGGGAGUUGAGCGAUAAGGAGAAGGCCUGGGUCAACGAGGUCAAUGCCUUGGAUGCCAAUUUAUUCGGGUCUACAACGACAACCGGGCCAAACCGAGUAAAAAUGACUAAGAAGAGGUAUGAGGAGGUGAUGCGAUUAAGAGAGGAGCUCUUAGAGGAAGCAGAGAAGCUAGGCGCGUCGGUUGAGGAAGGAGAAGAGGGUUUGAGCGCGUCAACAACUGACUUACGCAUACCAUCGGAGCUCCGAAAGGCAAAGAUCAACCAAGUAAAAGGACUUAUCGAGCGUGAGACAGCCUUAGUAGAUGCUGUGAAAUCACGGCUUGAGCGACUAUCAGUAGGAUAG